AAAUGUUUUGAGUCACACGCAGUUUCUUUGUUUUAGUUUGAAAAUGUAAACCGGAACACGUUUGCCACAUUAUUACACUCACACAGUGGGAAGGUGGUCCUGGUAGAAAAAAACAUCGGCCAGAAAAGCAACUUUGAACAUGUUUUUGAACAGUGUCUAACGCUUUAAAGCGUCUGAAAACUAAACUAGAAACCACGGAAUUUACAUGAAAUAUACGCUAACCUAGACUGACUUGUUUGCUCCUCGGGAAUAAAGUUGGGAAAGUACGAGGUGAAAAUGGAGAGCCCAGCUGAGUGAGAGUGGGGUGAGGAGGCAGGAUUUGGCAAAGCUGGGAAGUCCUGCCCUGCUGCUAGCGAGCGAGUUAGCAUGAUUACACACUUCGCUGUGUCGGACAAGUCAAAAGAGCCUCUCUCUGCCCGCAGUUCACCAGGGGAGCUGCCUUAUCUGUGGCAAGACCACUGCUGACAUUGCAGAUUCUCCCCAAAGGAUCGAAGCUCGGUUGAUCUCAUUUUCUGUGGAACUUUGUAAAUCCUGACGAUAACUUUCAAUUUUUUCCCGAAGGCAACCUUGCUUAAACUUGGUUUCAUGAAGAUGGAUGCCCAAGGCACGACACCCCUUCUCUUCUAGUCAUCAAUUAUUUUUGUAUCUUGAGCAUCCAUACCUAUUCAGCUCAUGCAAUAUUUUCCACAAUAUUCAACAUUUUACACCACCUAACAAGGGGACCUGCUAGCUUCCUCCAGGGGCUGGACAUAAAUUGCUGACUGGUGGCAUAGAUCUGGCCUAAUGGCACAAACCUGUAAAUGAAAAACGACUGAUGCGCUGGAGGACUUGAGACUUAGGUUUUUGCCAAAAUACAUUCCUGACCUCUGUCUCAUCAAACAACUGGAUGUUUUGAUUAUAUUCAUAAACCGUGACUGCUGAUGCCAGCUUUGUGGAUGGUGAAUGGGCGUAAUCCACUUUAUUCAUGAACGUCCUGUCUGAGUCUGGGUUGAGCCUGGAUGUUGGAUGUCCUGAGAGUGUUGUAUCAGCUGAUGCGGUGAUGAGGCAGGGCUCCUGUUGGCCUGUGUGGCUGGCUGGGCAGAGGCCCGAGGUGAUGUGAUGGGGUGCCGGAACAGCAAGGUCCUCCCUGAGCCUCCAGGGGAUGUUCAUUUUGACCCUGUCAAAAAAGCUGAUCCUCUCCAACCCCCUCAGACAGAUAUCUAUAAGCACUUCAUACGAGGGGAUGGCACUGGAAGCAAGAUGGGCGGAGCAGGUGGAGGAGGAGGUGACAAGGCGGAUUCCACCUUUCCGUAUCAAGCCUCGGCACAGGCGUCCUCUCCCACUGCUCCUGCUCAGGCCCCAAAGGCCCCCUUGGAACUUUCAGACCCUCAGCGCAAGAAAGUGGCGAAGUAUCGAGCCAAAUUUGACCCACGGGUCACGGCCAAGUACGACAUCAAAGCUCUGAUAGGUCGUGGAAGUUUUAGCCGGGUGGUUCGCGUGGAACACAAGAUCACGCGGCAGCCCUACGCCAUCAAGAUGAUUGAAACCCGUUACCGGGAGGGGAGGGAAGUGUGUGAGUCAGAGCUGUGUGUUCUCAGACGGGUUCGUCACACCAACAUCAUCCAACUGAUGGAGGUCUUUGAGACGGCGGAGCGCGUCUACAUGGUGAUGGAGCUCGCUACUGGAGGGGAGCUCUUUGACCGGAUCAUCGCUCACGGCUCUUUCACGGAGCGGGAUGCUACGCGAGUGCUGCAGAUGGUGCUGGAUGGCGUCAAGUAUCUCCACACGUUGGGGAUCACUCACCGAGACCUGAAGCCAGAGAACCUGCUGUACUACCACCCGGGAGCCGAUUCCAAGAUCAUUAUCACUGACUUUGGUUUGGCCAGCAGCCGGAAAAAGGGGGACGAGUGUCUGAUGAAGACCACCUGUGGCACGCCAGAGUACAUCGCCCCUGAGAUUCUAGUGAGGAAGCCCUACACAAAUGCAGUAGACAUGUGGGCACUGGGGGUGAUAUCAUACAUCCUGCUGUGUGGAACCAUGCCGUUUGAAGAUGACAACCGCAUGAGGCUCUACCGGCAGAUCCUUAAAGGGAAAUACAGCUUUUCUGGAGAGCCAUGGCCCAGCGUGUCCAACCUGGCUAAAGACUUUGUGGAACGAAUCCUAACGGUGGACCCCAGCGAGCGGCUCACGGCCGGCCAGGCCCUCAAGCAUCCCUGGAUCGUCAGCAUGGCCGCCUCCUCUUCCAUGAAGAACCUACAGCGCUGUAUAUCGCAAAACCUCCUGAAGCGAGCGUCCUCACGCUGCCACAGCACUAAGUCGGCUCAGUCCACACGCUCCAGCCGCUCCACCAAGUCCAACAAAGCCCGACGGGUGAGGGAGAAGGAGCUGCGCGAGCUGAACCGCCGCUAUCAGCAGCAGUACAAUGGCUAAAGCUGGCGAAUGUGAUGGGAAGUGAUUGUAGUGGACUUUUAAUUUGAGGGAAACAACAACAACCCAAGCGAUUUCCACAUUCUGAGUUACUGCCAGUUUACUGUAAAAGCCAAAGUGACUUAAAAUCCCAAAUUGCUGCCUUAAGAAAAAAUAAUGGCUACAACCAAAGAAGCACUGCUGUCGAUACAGAACAAGCUAAUGACUUAUAAACUCUAAAUAUGAGGAAAUAAGUGACUUCUUUGACAGCAUAUCUGUUGAUGAGAACCCAGAAGGACACGCCGAUAAAACUUUGUACUGCAGCGUUUACAUCAUCUCCCCAUUCAGUAUUUCGCCUUUUCCUUGGCAGAAAGGUGCAUUCCACUCCUUUCCUUUUGCCUUUCAGCCCCUGUGCCUCCGCAAAUUUAUUUAUUAUUGUUGACAUGACUAUUAGUCUGCAUUCACAUGGUCACUGGAUAUUGACCUUCCACAAGGAUCUGUUGAGCAGAGUUCUGGGUUACUGACAUUUCUAUGAAGGGGACAGUUUUGGUGAAGUGGGGAAAGUAAAUUCCCCUCACUCAACUUGCUGUGAAUUUAUUAUUGUAUUCAUUGUUUGGGCAAUGGAAACACUCACAUGAUAACCACGCUCUUGAAGGCCGCAGUGAAGGGGCGUGUUUUUUAUUCGUUGUUGAUAGAAUAUUGCCAUUAUUGCUCUGGUAAUAGCUUUGUUCAAAUGUGUUUUUACAUCCUUUGUUCUCAAAAGAUUGUGAAACCGUUUUCUCUCACUGUUUAUUGUUGCGUUGGACAACACACAGCUUCACUCCCAUUAUUUGAGACUCUGCAAUGUGCCAGUAUAUUGUAGAGCAGUGUUCAAUCAGUUCUCUAGUUGUCAAACAGCCACCUGCUGUUUAGUGGUCUUAAAAUCUUCUUGUUGGUUACAGUAAGAACAGGUUCUAAUGGUAAUAAAUACGAGAUCUUCAUUACAGAGCGCUGCUGCUACUCUAUUGGUUGCACCAGGUCUUUGUGAGUUCAAACAAGUAAUAUGAGCAUGUAGAUGAAAUGAUUUGCAACAUGCAAACUAAUUCAUAUAGUACAUAGAGAUUAGUUGAAAGUAUUAAUACCUAAUUCUCCAACAGCUGUAACCAAUUGAGAUUGAGAACUAAUUUUGCUAAUAGAUUAGAUUGUAAGAAAACAGAAAAAAACUGUAAUAUUCUACCAAAACAAUAAUCAUUAACAUUCACACACCAACUACCGGGUGGCACCUUUGCUUAAACAAACCUAAUUUAACUGAUUGUUUGAUGUAACAAUGAAAUUGACAGUUUAGUGUAAUCUGACUGGGCAGAACAGAACAGAACUGGAUAAAAUGAUGUUUGAUAGUUCAAUGAAAUGACAUUAUGCAAAUUUAAGUUUGCAAAAAUAUAAUACAUCAAAAAGUAAAAUAUUAAAGGUGGCUAGAUAGUUUCUUAUCCAUCAUACAGUUUGAAACCUGAUACUAUAAUAAGUAACAAUAGUGAAACUGCAUUUUACCUAAAUUUUACAAAGCUUUGCUUCCCAAUUAGCACUUGUGAUGCUAGUGGCAUUCCUGCCACUGAUUUAUAAAAAUUGUCCUCUUCUAUGAAUUUGAAAUGUUCAGUAUCAGUACUAUUGAGCAAUUAAGGAUUUUAGAGCUGGUGUAGCCCAGUCUUGAAGACCUGCUAUAUUAUCUAGGUAGCCUACGUUCCCACAUGUGUUAGUCAUUGACAAGUUGUCAGGUUAAUAAUAAAACUGCAGUUUAGUGAAUCUCUCAAGCUUCUCAAAUAUUGAGGGGUAAUUAGUUGAAAGGUGGGACAAACCCCCUCUAUCCCAAACACCGUUAGGUUUAUCUUCCUGAUAGAUGUUGAGCCUGAUCGGUCUCCAUAAGACUUAAAUGAAGGAAAGCAUUUAAGCAAAUGUAUGAGAUAAUUCAAAUACUUGUUAAUCUAUAUGGUUCUCAAAGAUGUUUCUUAGAAACAAGCACAUGCAGCUAGAGUGUUUUUUUUUAUAUGGAAUGUUGUCUUUUUUUUUUUUACUUAAGUGCACUUAAUUCGUAAUAAAUUUCAAAGUCUUGCUAAAAGAAGUAGGUUUUCUAAUUCUGUUUAUCAAAUCCCAGUCAUUUUUUUAUUCCCAACUGUAACCAGUGCAAUACCUAUCAUGUGAAUAAUGAGCAUCUUGAUAAGGUAUUGUGACUCCUUAUCGAUCUGACAAAGCACUUCAUGUAUAAAGUUAUUAGUAUUUAGUUUAUCAGACGUGUUCACUUAAAUGUGUGGAGUUCAUUCAGAAGACUUCCACAGUAAAUUAGAUGAUACAGUGUGGACUUUUUCUCAUUAUGUGGAUUUUGCUGUGAUCUGCCCCAGGCUCAUUAAGUGUGCUUUUGUGAAUUUUUGAACACAUACUGGAAACUUAACCGAGCCAUGUCAGCUGACCUCAGUUUUUCUUUUCUAUGUAUCUUGUGGCCUCCUACGACUUUUUCUAUUUUCAGUGAUGUAAGUAAUGUUGUACUUUUUGAAUUUUACUGCGUUUCUUUUAUUCCACUGCUGUUAUCUGUUCUGAUAUCUCACUUCUUGGUGGGAGUAAAUUGUGUAUAUUUUAAAGACUAUAAUUGAGGCUUAUUUUAGAACUGGUAUCAGUACAUGUAAAUCCUCACGCUGUAAAAUUCACACUCAAUGUCUUUUUAAAUUUCAAAUGCACACUAGGUCUGUAAUGAUUUGUUAAGAUAUUUUGUAUAACACACUUUAAAUGUUAUACUUUAUAUUUCAUAAAUAGAAAAAAUUAGUUCUAAUAGUACUGUUUUUUCUAGAGCUCAAUUUCUUUCUGAUGGCAAUGUUUUAAAGCUGUAAUAUCAGAUUUAAGAAUUGCAGGCGCAAAGUAACCAUUUGGACAUUUGGACAGUUGUGAAUGGUUGAAUUUGUCGACAGCAUUGUUGCCUCAGUGUUGAGACUAUUUUAUACUGCUCUCAAGAGAAACCAAAUCAUUUUAUUAGGGCGUUUUCAGAAUGUCAGCACAUUUUCCUUUUUUUGUUUUUGUGAUUUUUUUUUAUAUAAAUGCUGUCCUUAAUGAAGUAGCCAACUUAACACUGUUAGCAGUGUUGAACAGUUGUUGAAUUUUUUUUUUACUGUUUGAUAAAAUAAAUCACACUUUAAAUUACUUUACCAAUAAUUUUUUUGUUUUAUUUUUUCAAAGAUGUAUGUGCCAAUAAAACAUUCAACCCUGA
Messenger RNA from Betta splendens (Siamese fighting fish), 5614 nucleotides. It is a transcript of the gene pskh1, whose product is annotated as protein serine kinase H1. The coding region runs from base 1099 to 2409 and encodes 436 amino acids. The record is from RefSeq and is a predicted model, not a curated record. NCBI's taxonomy places the organism in Eukaryota, Metazoa, Chordata, Actinopteri, Anabantiformes, Osphronemidae. Gene Ontology annotation, biological process: protein phosphorylation. The transcript has 4 exons. Gene Ontology annotation, molecular function: protein kinase activity; ATP binding.